AUGAUCUUUGUUACUUUUAUUCCUUCAGAAACAUUAGAUUUGAGAAAAAAUUUAUUAACACGAUACAAUCGUAAUUCUCCAAAAAAGUUCUCUGAAAUAUGCGAACAUAUUGAAAAUUUAUUAAUCAGGCGUUAUCCUCCUCCUCCCCCAUCAGAAAAGAUUACUGAUAAUAAAGAUCCUAAUAAUUUCAGAGAUUAUACAUCGGAAAAGACACCUUUAAGGGUGAUCAAUUUUUACCAGGAACAACAUGAAAAACAAACUGUGGAGUUUGUUAUUGCUCAACGUAAGAAAUAUGAAAAGUUGAAUACAAAUUUUAUCGGAAUAUGGGAGGGGUUGGAAUUGUUGAAUAGUCUGACGGAUAAUUCUGAUCCCGAUACAGAAUUAUCUCAAAUUGAGCAUUGCCUGCAAACCGCCGAAGCUUUGAGACGGGAUAAUCAUCCCAAAUGGAUGAUUUUAACCGGGUUAAUUCACGACCUGGGAAAAUUAUUAUUUUUCUUUGGUGCAGAAGGUCAAUGGGAUGUGGUCGGUGAUACGUUUCCUGUCGGAUGUGCGUUCUCACCAAAAAUCAUUUUCUCGAAUCUAUUCUCGAAGAAUCCGGACCAUCACAAUGAGAAGUAUAACACAUUGUAUGGUAUAUAUUCUCCCAAUUGUGGGCUUGACAACGUUUUAAUGUCGUAUGGGCAUGAUGAGGACGAUGCGUAUCGACACCUGAUGAAUGAAUAUGACUACGAGAUGAUGGAAUGGGUUAAAUUAUUUAACCCAUACGAUUUAUACUCAAAAAUAGAUUGUCCACCAAACGUGGACGAACUCAAACCCUAUUACGUUCAAUUAAUUAAUGAGUUUUUUCCAGAGAAGAUUCAUUGGUAA
Entrophospora sp. SA101 is the source of this 867-nucleotide messenger RNA. The record is from the annotation of a GenBank genome assembly. NCBI's taxonomy places the organism in Eukaryota, Fungi, Glomeromycota, Glomeromycetes, Entrophosporales, Entrophosporaceae.